GAGGGGGCGGGUCAGUACCGUCUCUUUACUCCGUACAGGCGCCGCCCACCUCCGCCAGACAAAGCCGGAGGUCCCGGGAGACAGAGCUGUACCGGGAGACGUAGGACACCGCGGAGGGUGGGUGACCGUCUAUAGAAACUGGAGAACCCCUCCCCCGCUCUUCUGAGAGAGAGAGGUCCCUGCCCCCAUCCAAAAUCCUUUUGAUUGUGUUUAGACUGAGCAGCAGGAUCCUGAUCCUCAGCACGCCAUCGCUUUCCCUCCUGGGCUCUGCCUCCUUCCUCAGCGUAAAUGCGGUACGGACCCAAAAUGAUGCCGAUGUUUCUUACGGUCUAUCUCAGUAACAAUGAGCAACAUUUUACAGAGGUUCCCGUUACUCCAGAGACCACCUGCAGAGAUGUGGUGGAGCUUUGUAAGGAGACCGGAGAGUUGGAGUGCCAUUUGUCCGAACUUUGGCGUGGUUCAGAACGUCCUGUAGCAGAUAAUGAACGGAUGUACGAUGUUCUGCAGAAGUAUGGGAUACACUGGAAUGAAGCUCGGUUCUUUCUGCGCCAUGAGCGUCCGCCAUCUAGAGGGUCAGUUAAUGCACAGAGAACAAGUGAUGCCAACUUAAAGCGGAAUGGCGUGAAAGGCCCCGCAGACAGAACCAUAAUGGAAAAUGGGGUAAACGGUCCCAGAAUGGAUAUGACCCUAGCGGAACUUCAGGAGAUGGCGGCUCGACAGCAGCAGCAGAUAGAAACCCAACAGCUAAUGCUGGCUACAAAGGAACAGCGGCUGAAAUAUCUGAAACAGCAGGACCAGCGCCAGCAGCAGGCCAGCGAGCAAGAGAAGCUGAAACGCUUGAGGGAGAUCGCUGAGAACCAGGAGGCCAAGCUGAAGAAAGUGCGAGCCCUCAAGGGCCAUGUGGAACAGAAGAGGCUUAGCAAUGGCAGAUUAAUGGAGGAGAUCGAGCAAAUGAAUAACGUGUUCCAGCAGAAGCAGAAGGAGCUGAUGGUAGCUGUGUCUAAAGUGGAGGAGCUAAAUAGACAGCUGGAGAUGCUAAAGAACGGGCGCAUCGAGGGUUACCAUGACAACCAGUCAGCAGUCGCUGAACUUGACCGGCUAUACAAAGAGCUGCAGUUGAGGAACAAGCUGAACCAAGAACAGAAUGCCAAGCUGCAGCAGCAGAGAGAGAGCCUGAACAAGCGCAACUCGGAGGUGACCGCAAUGGACAAACGCGUCAACGAGCUCCGAGAUCGUCUCUGGAAGAAGAAGGUGGCCCUGCAGCAGAAGGAGAAUGUACCAAUUUCAUCUGAUGGGAAUCUGCCUCAGCAGGUAGCGCCUACUGGCAGCAGAGUGGCAGCCGUCGGUCCUUACAUUCAGUCCGCCACCAUGCCACGUAUGCCGUCCAGACCCGAGCUGCUCGUUAAACCUGCCUACACGGAGGGACCCACUCCCGCACAAGUACCAGAUGUGACACUGAAGUCCCAGACCCUUCCCAACAUGAAGACUGCUCAGGGCAAGGCGCAAUCUGGCACCGGGGUCCACAGCAUUAAAUCCCAGCAGGCUGGCACUGAUUGGAGCGCUGUUAAUGGCGAGAGUCAAAACGCAGCGAAAGGCUCUGUGAUUACCAGCGGAAAAGCUACAGACGCAGACCCCUCAGCACGGGACAAGGAUAAGAAGACCAGACCCAAUUCUAUGUUUGAUUCUGUUCAGCCUCCUCCCGGUCCCCCCAACUUUGGCACUUUAAGAAAAAAUCAGAGUAGUGAAGAUCUUCUGAGAGAUGUUCAGACGGCAAAUAAGAACACAGCAAAAGUUCCACCACCUGUUCCUUCCAAACCAAAACAGAUCAACUUGCCUUACUACAGUCAAGCUCCCCAGCCUGCUGCAGCUGACACAAAGACGGACGUAGCCCCACCAAAGCCUACACCGACUUACGCUGCAAACAAACAGAAAUUAUCUGUUCAGCAGAGGCUGUCUGUGCCUUCCAGCCAGGAACUUCCACCACCCGCCAAGUUGGAUAAUCCCCCUGCAGUGGCAGUUCGUCCGUUCACUCCUCAGCCGGCCAAAGACCCGCCAGUGCCGCAGUUCAACAAACCUCAGAUGGUGGCUGCUAGUUCUAUCUACUCUAUGUACACAAAGCAGCAGACUCCUGGGAAGAACUACAGUGUACAGAGUGCCCUCGGCAGAGCUCAGACACGGCCUCAGUUUUCCAGUGUUUAUGGUAAACCAGUCAUUGGUGGUGCAUCAGCUCAGAACCAGCAGAACGGCAGUCUACAUAUAGAUGGCACCUUAGUAGAUGGACAGAAAUCCAGCAGUCCAGAACCAGACUCUGAGACACCGGCAGCCAGCAGUGAAAACCAGGAGACCGAAAGGAUUCCCCGUCCCCUCAGCCCCACCAAACUGCUGCCAUUUUUAUCCAACCCAUACCGUAACCAGAGCGACGCAGAUUUGGAGGCUCUAAGAAGGAAACUGUACAACGCCCCCAGGCCGCUAAAGAAACGUAGCUCCAUAACCGAGCCAGAAGGACCCAAUGGGCCAAACAUUCAAAAGCUUCUGUAUCAGAGGACUACCCUGGCUGCCAUGGAGACCAUCUCUGCCCCCAAGCAGACCCCUGUGACGCCGAUCUCUGAGAGCUCCGCAGAGACUCAAGGUUUGCAAGUCUCCACAGACAUACAGGAUGAACCCCCCUCAGAAGAUUCUUCUUCUCUGCAUGUCUUGGAUAUUCUCCCACCUGAAGAGGAUGUUGGCAUGUUCUCCGAGGACAUAGACAUUCCUUCACCGGAGCUAGGCCCAGACAGUAUUCCUGAGGGAAUCCCCUUUCCAGGUCUGCCAUCCCCAGCAGAGGUGGAGGUGACUCAGGAUACCGUUCAGCCCCCUGAGACAUAUGUUGAAGAGUACCCUCCCUACCCUCCACCCCCAUACCCCACUGGAGGAGACCCAGAGAACUUGGUAGAGGACAUUAACAUGCACCCUCCAGAAAUCACAGAGCAAUUCUCUCUUCCUCCAGGAAAGAGAACAAACUUGCGAAAGAAUGGCUCAGAGAGAAUCGCACACGGGAUGAGGGUGAAGUUUAAUCCUCUGGCUUUGCUGCUUGAUUCCUCGCUGGAGGGAGAGUUUGAUCUCGUGCAGAGAAUAAUCUACGAAGUUGAAGAUCCCAGCGAGCCCAAUGACGAGGGAAUCACAGCACUUCACAAUGCAGUGUGCGCCGGUCACACAGAGAUCGUUAAAUUCCUUGUACAGUUUGGUGUGAAUGUAAAUGCCGCAGACAGUGAUGGCUGGACCCCGCUGCACUGUGCUGCAUCCUGUAACAACGUUCAGGUGUGUAAAUUUCUGGUGGAAUGUGGGGCUGCGGUAUUCGCCACAACGUACAGCGACAGACAGACUGCGGCAGAUAAAUGUGAAGAGAUGGAGGAAGGCUACAGCCAGUGCUCACAGUUCCUCUAUGGUGUUCAAGAGAAGAUGGGCAUUAUGAAUCGCGGCGUCCUCUAUGCUCUCUGGGACAAUGAGAGCGACGGCGAUGAUGAGCUGAGCUUAAAGGAAGGAGAUUGCAUGACCAUAAUCCGGCGGGAAGACGAAGAUGAGACUGAAUGGUGGUGGGCACGUAUAGGAGACAAGGAAGGCUACGCCCCACGCAAUCUUCUUGGGCUCUACCCAAGAAUCAAACAGAGACAGAGAAGUUUGGCUUAGAUCAUUCUGCAAUCUUCCAGCCAGGAAACAUCCAGAUGUCACUUGAAGGAAAAUUGACGAUUUUUCCACAAUAAAUGAAGGAUUGCAACAUGCGCUGUGUCAGCGACUGCACAUAUACCCAUAAUGCACCGGACUCUUAAAGGGCCAGUGCAUCUGACUGUAGACUGUCACCAGUGACAGGUAGUCCAGGCUGCUCUCAGCUGGGCCCACAAGCUUCUUUUGACCCUCUCAAUAUUAUUGUUCGAGGUCAUCAUCACUGCGUCCACAGUCCUUCAUCAAUCUCCGUUCCAUUCCAGCAUCCUAUAUGAAGAGCACACAGACCCCAUGUAUGCAUUAUUUUUUUAUGACAUGAAUGGUGGACAUUUUUUAAUUUUUUUUUUUUUCCUCACUAACAUAAAUGUAUACAUUUUACAACUGGACCAUAUAGAUAUAGAGGAAUUCAGUAUUUUACUAAAACAUUAUUAUAUAUUUAUUUUUUUUCUCAUUGCUGGAAAAUGUAGUUUUAGAAAUGCUGUGUAAACUCCAGAGACAAAAAAGGUUUUAAUAAAAAAAACAAAAGUCACAUUGUGA
Molecule: messenger RNA, 4236 nt
Organism: Rana temporaria (common frog)
Lineage: Eukaryota; Metazoa; Chordata; Amphibia; Anura; Ranidae
Gene: TP53BP2
Product: tumor protein p53 binding protein 2
Exons: 19
Coding region: 289-3666 (1125 amino acids)
Biological process (GO): regulation of apoptotic process
Cellular component (GO): nucleus
Molecular function (GO): p53 binding
Source: RefSeq, a predicted model, not a curated record